CGCGCCGACUCGCCGUUGUUUGUUGUCGUCGGUCGAUGGAGGUGGCUGAAGGAGGAGGCGCCGCCGAGUGCGGGGCCCUGAGGUCGUCGGCCCGCGGCCUGAGCCGGUCGUACGGCAGCACGUCCCGAGGCCCGGCGGCCGGGCAGCGGCACCUGGAGCACCGCCCGCGGCCCGGGGACACCCUGCAGGGGCUGGCCCUCAGAUACGGAGUCAGCACCGAACAGAUUAAGCGGGUGAACCGCCUGUACACCAACGAGUCGAUCUUCCUGAAAGAGUGCCUGCACAUCCCUGUGCCAACGCAGGAGCUCUGCCAGAAUGGGAGCCAGGCCCCAGACCAGGCGCCGGCCGGCUCCGCGCCAACCCCCGACCCCCCGGGCGCUGAACUAUCGCCCGGUGACUUCCUGAAGAGGCUGGAUUCCAAGAUCACCCAGUCCAAGGCAGCUGCCAUCCACCGGCUCAGUGAUGGAGCAGGGAGCAGGCUGGACGGGGCUGUGGUUGGCAGUGCCACCCCCUCAGUGGGCAGCAGCAGGCGAGUGGCGCCGAGCCUGGCAUCGCGAGCGGCCUCAGCGCAGUGGGCAUGCCUGGGUCCCGUGCCCCUGACCAGAACCACCCGGGUCACCACCUUACGGGAGACGGAGGAUGAGAUCUUUGACCUUUGACACAGCUCCCCUCCCACCCAGCCCGGGUAGUGGGAGCGAGUCUGCGUCUGGAUACGAGGUGACCACCCUCCCACCCCUGGACAGUGAGCCACGAAGCUGCCAGACCCCUGCGUUCCCCUUAAUUUAUGUUUCCUUUUCUUAAAACGACAGAGACGCAGAGGUCCUCGACCCCAGGGUCUCAGCCUUGACUUGGACACUGCUGUCCACAGCAGACAUUCAUGUCUGAUAGCAUACCGCAGAGCGGGGCUGGAGAAAUUACCCCCCCCCCCCCACCCUUCCCCCCCCCCCCAAACCGAUGAGCCAUCACUGAAACUGUGGAGCGACUGAACAACUCUUCCGGAGGGACACGGAGAGGAAUUCCGAGUGUGCGUUUAUCCCCGCGGUGUCACGGGGCCGGCUGUGCUGUCUCUGUCCCGGGAAUGUGACCGUCCGGGAAGAAACCUUUCACACUGUGUGUGCGCACAUUUGUUCCUACUGUUCUGGCACGGUCUCUGUGAGGGUCCCUCUGUCACUGUCUCGCCCUCUCUCCCCCCCCGCCACUCUCCCUCUGUCACUGUCUCGCCCUCUCUCCCCCCCACUCUCCCUCUGUCACUGUCUCGCCCUCUCCCCCCCCCACUCUCCCUCUGUCACUGUCUCGCCCUCUCUCCCCCCCACUCUCCCUCUGUCACUGUCUCGCCCUCUCUCCCCCCCCCCCGCCACUCUCCCUCUGUCACUGUCUCGCCCUCUCCCCCCCCCACUCUCCCUCUGUCACUGUCUCGCCCUCUCCCCCCCCCCACUCUCCCUCUGUCACUGUCUCGCCCUCUCCCCCCCCACUCUCCCUCUGUCGCUGUUGGAUCCACGCACUCUGUCUCUCUCUCUUCUCUCUUUCUCUCUCUCUCGCUCUUUCUCUUUUUCUCUCUAUCUCUCUUUUUGUCUCUCUCUGUCUGUCUCUCUGUCUCUCUCUCGCACGCACUCUCCCCUCUCCCCUCCCUUCCCCCUCCCUCCCUCUGUCGGGCCCACGCUCGCCCCCACUCUCUGGUCCAUGCCCUUUGGGAUGUUGCUGGGUUGGGGCUGGCAGUUCGAGGCGUUAGGGCCUGUGUCCUCUUGGUGGUGGGAGCCACUCCAUCUCGCCUGUCUCCCCAACCCCCCCCCCCCCGCCCAUGUGCCCCACCCCCAGGGUGGGUGCUGCCUGCUGAGACCCCACACCCCACCCGCUCUUCAGGAUUUCUGUCGGGCAUUGUGCAAUAACUCUGCUGUUUCACCGGGGGGUGGGGAGGGAGGGGGUCAUCCAGGAGCUGAUCUCCAUCGCCUCGCUCACUGAGUGACAACUUGUAAAGGAAUCCCUCCCAACACCCUCCCGGGGGAGCCUCGGGGGGUGGGCCUUGGUUACUCAGGCUGUGGGCGGUGGCAGUAGGCCCAAUAUAACAGGCAGUGCCACUCUCCCCAUGUCCACACGGGCACACAUACACGGGCGUGCGCACACACAGAGACACGGGCACACGCACAUGGAUACACAGGGGCACAUGCACACAUGGGCACAGGCACACACAUGGACGCACGCACAUACACGAGCGUGUGCACACACACGGGCAUGGACAUGGGCACGCGCACAUACAUGGGCACGCACGGAAGCACACAUAGGGACACAGGGACGCGCACAGGCACACGUACACAUGGGCACACACCGAGGCACACGCGCACACAGGGACACACGCGCGGACACACGCAUGGGCACACACAGACACACAGGCACACGCACACAUGGGUACACACACGGACACACGCACACAUGGGCACACACAGGGGCACACACGGACACACGCACGCGCAGGGACAGAUACCAAGCCCUGUGCCUCUUGUACCAUCCAGGGGAGAUGGAUGCGCGAGUUUGUGAGACUGCUCUGUGUGUGUGUGUGUGAGUGAGAGUGUGUGUGUGUGUGUGUGUGUGUGAGUGUGACACAGCGAUGAAUUGCACACUGCUAUACUAUGCAGAUCAAUGCACUGCCCGAUGGGCACUCGGUUAAACACUGUCGACUGAUUGUUUUGUAAUAAAUAAAACCGCUGUU
This is a messenger RNA of Hemiscyllium ocellatum (epaulette shark), 2704 nucleotides long. RefSeq names its product LysM, putative peptidoglycan-binding, domain containing 1 (gene lysmd1). The coding region runs from base 36 to 659 and encodes 207 amino acids. The transcript has 3 exons. The record is from RefSeq and is a predicted model, not a curated record. Lineage: Eukaryota; Metazoa; Chordata; Chondrichthyes; Orectolobiformes; Hemiscylliidae.